UUUAAUUCUAUAAUGGGCGGAAGUUCGGUCGAGGAUAACUGGGAGAUCUCUUCUCUUACCAGUGGACCUCGGACUCUGGUUUUAGUAGGAUGUACCGGAAAUGGAAAGAGUGCUACAGGAAAUAGUAUCUUGCAAAAGAAGGUAUUUGUGUCCUUGGCCAAGUCAUCUGGUGUAACUCAAACAUGUGAGCUGCAAACAACUGUACUAAGAAACGGCCAGGUUCUAAAUGUUAUCGACACCCCAGGUCUAUUUGAUUGUUCUGUCAAAACAGAAUUCACUGUAAAAGAAAUUGCUAAAUGUAUCAACAUGGCCAAGGAUGGUGUCCAUGCUGUUCUUGUUGUUCUUUCAGUCAAGACUCGUUUCUCCGAAGAAGAAGAAGCAGUUGUCAAUAGCCUUAAGGCUCUAUUUGGGAACAAACUGACUGAUUACAUGAUAAUUGUUUUCACUGGUGGGGAUGAUUUGGAAGAUGAUGAAAAAACUUUGGAAGAUUAUCUUGGGGAUGAAUGUCCCAAACCACUACAGAAACUUCUUGAUCAAUGUGGAAAUCGACGGGUUCUCUUCGAUAACAAAACACGCAACCAGGAGAAGAAAGACCAACAAGUUCAAGAGCUGUUGUAUCUCGUGAAUCUUGUCGUUGCAAAGAAUGGUGGGAAGCCUUAUACACACGAGUUAUUUGUGGAAUUGAAGAAAGGAGCUAUGGAGCCUAAUGAUCAGAUAGAAGAAGGAACCAAGCAGGUGAACGAGGAGCUACUAAACAAGCGACUAACUGAAAUGGUUGAGCUGAAGUUUAAAGAGACCAAUUCUAGGCUUGAGGCACAGCUGCGAGAAGAGAAGUCUAGACUCGAAGCCGAGCUGGUGGAACAAAAGUCUAGGCUUGAGGCGCUGCUGCUAGAAGAGAAGCUUAGGUUUGAGCAGCAACUAGCAGAAGAGAAGGCUGCGAGAUUGAGUGCUGAGAAGUCUAGGCUCGAGCAGCAGUUCAAGGAAGAAAAGUCUAGGCUUGAGCAACAGCUGGAUGUAGAGAAGGCUGCCAGAUUGAAAGCUGAGAAGAAGGUGCAAACUACUAAAGAGAAAUCGAAAGAAAAAAUUCACAAGAUAAAGGAGGACUUGCAGAAAACAGAGCAGAAGCUCCGGGAGCAAGGUGGAAAAUGGAAUUGUGCUAUUAUGUGAUGGGUUUUAGCAGAUACUUUUACUAAUAUGCAGCAAAUGUUAUCCUCUCUCAGUUGCAGCUUUAAUCUGCACUUUUGGCCUUGUCAUUUUAAAUGCUUUUGAGUUUUGAUUGUUCUGUCAGAACAGAAUUCACUGUAAAAGAAAUUGCCAAAUGUAUCAACAUGGCCAAGGAUGGUAUCCAUGCAGUUCUUGUUGUUCUUUCAGUCAAGACUCGUUUCUCAGAAGGAUAAGAACAAGUGAUCAAUAGCCUGAAAAUAUUAUUUGGAAACAAAUUG
Daucus carota subsp. sativus is the source of this 1442-nucleotide messenger RNA. RefSeq names its product immune-associated nucleotide-binding protein 9. The coding region runs from base 13 to 1167 and encodes 384 amino acids. The transcript has 5 exons. The record is from RefSeq and is a predicted model, not a curated record. NCBI's taxonomy places the organism in Eukaryota, Viridiplantae, Streptophyta, Magnoliopsida, Apiales, Apiaceae. Gene Ontology annotation, molecular function: GTP binding.